UAUACUGUGGCGCCAAAGCGUUGCACUACUUUUUUAUUUUUUUUUUCUUCGAAUGACACUUAUAACAUUGUAGUAAUAAUAGAAAUCAUACGUAUAGAGCGCAGUACCACUUUGCGACAAUGGUAUAUUCGAACGCGCGUAAAACAAAAUGACAUGAGAAGCAGUAAACUUCUAUUACUGGGAGGACUAGUACUAGCCUCCGAGCUUGUUUGGCAAUUAUACAAAAGGUUUCACGACCUCUGGACAAAACCCACUAACACCUGCGCAAUUUCUAAAGCAGACGUCAAUGAACCAAAACAAAACAUCUCAGAAGUUAUGUUCUUUACGAGGGAUUCCAGUCUAUGUCGAGCGCACGUUGCUUGCGAAGAAGUUUGCCUCAAAAAUAACUGUCCAGUUCGGUAUUUGAGAAAAUUGGAACAUUACAUAAAUCAGGCCGAACAAAGCUUGGACGUCUGUAUGUACAUGUUGACUUGUCAAUUAUUGUCGAUGGCGAUCGUAAACGCUCAUAAACGAGGCGUACUUGUGAGAAUUAUAUUGGAUCAAACCAUGGCCUGCAAUGAUGCUUCGCGGACCGCAUUAUUUCACAAUAAUCGUAUCGCGCUACGAUUGCAACAUUUGGACGUUUUAAUGCAUCACAAGUUCGUGAUCGUUGACAAUGACAUAGUAAUCACGGGUAGUACGAAUUGGACUAUGUCUGCGUUUUUUGGAAAUUUUGAUCACAUUUUAGUGACUAAUCAGCGCUCACUGGUCAAACCGUUCGUUACCGAAUUCAACAACUUAUGGAACAUAUUUCAAUCGCCGAUAUGCCCGGAAUUGCAAGAAGCUUCGGAAUAGUUAACCGCUGUUCGAUCGACGGCAAUUUACAGAAUGGUGUCCACACGUUUACGUCAUCUAUACUAUCUUAAAUUAUCACCUCGCAUCAUUCGCGCAACCGAUCUUGCGCGAAACACGCUUACUGCCUGGAGCGGUUUUUAUCCAAGAGAGCAUCGUACUUUGUCGAUUCGAGAAAAGGUAUCGAGAUCGGAGUACAAAUUUGAUAUACUUUUAUUUCGACAAUUUUGAUCCUUAUUUAUCCUCGCUUGGAAAAGAAAUGGAUAAAACCUGGAAUAGAAGGAUUUGCGAACGAAAAGUAGGGAGAGUCUUACUACACGUAUCGGAUCAACGAAGCGAAUCUAUUCGACGAAUCUUUUUCAACGCUGGACUCCAAUUUGCGAUCUGAAAUUCGGAAAAACAGAGGAACGGGGAAAUGGAUCGAGCUCGCGUAGAAAGAGAACGACGUUUCAUUAGUCUCUCCUGGGCGCUCGGAAAGGGAGGAUCUCCGAGGACUACAUGCUACGCUACUCCUUUUUUCAUCGCGCUAAGCUUACGAAUUUUGCGGAAUUUCGACCAAUUCUCCGGGCACGAUCUCUGCGUCAUCUCCAUGAAUCAACGAGGAGGAAGACACGUACACUCGUUUGUUACUCGUUAAAAUUGCUUUAUUAUACUAUUACGAGAGCUAUUAACGUUGAAUAUC
Messenger RNA from Megachile rotundata (alfalfa leafcutting bee), 1513 nucleotides. It is a transcript of the gene zuc, whose product is annotated as Mitochondrial cardiolipin hydrolase zuc. Lineage: Eukaryota; Metazoa; Arthropoda; Insecta; Hymenoptera; Megachilidae. Gene Ontology annotation, biological process: piRNA processing. Gene Ontology annotation, molecular function: RNA endonuclease activity producing 5'-phosphomonoesters, hydrolytic mechanism. Gene Ontology annotation, cellular component: mitochondrion. The record is from RefSeq and is a predicted model, not a curated record.